GCCGCAUACUGCAGGCUGGAUAAUUGGCUUUUAGUUCAGUGGUUGGGGAAGGCUUGGACUGUAUCACCUCCUCGAGUAGGUCACCAAGUGAAGUUUCGAAGAUGUCGGGACUUUCUCCUGUCGGACUGUUCACAGUCGUUUUCGUGAUAAGCCUCGUCUUAGUCGUGGGCGGAUUCGAAGGGCACAAUGGCGGCGACAAUGGAGGAGACUUCAAGAAAGUACAUCAUGCGAACGGCCCAGUCAAGAGAAAACCAAAACCUGUGCACCUGUUAAAAUGUGUCCAAUGUCAAGGAGAGUCGUUUGAAGAAUGUUCCAAAAGCGAAGUCUCAAAACCCUGUCCACCAGGUUCAAGCGCGCGGGCAUGUAUAGUAAAGAUACAGCAAACAAAUGCAAAGAUGAAAAUCGAGAAGCAGUGCACAAUGAAAAAGGCAUGUGAUCGCCGUAUCUCUAAACGACCAAAAGCAUGCGUGCAUGGUAACAUCACAGGGGACGAGCGUUGUAAUUUCUGCUGCGAGACUGACGACUGCAAUAAAGGCUGGCCGAAACCACAAUUCGACCAGCACUGCACUAACUGGACUGCAUGGGGCGAGUGCAAUGCCCACUGCGGGCCGGGAAAGCAAGCAAGGAACAUGACCUGCCGUAUGGAGAUCGUGGGUUACAACCUUUGGCACGAGAACACCAUUGGCAGCGCGCUGCCGUCAAAAGAGUCGGAGAAGACCACGAACGAAAGCGCUGUCUCCUUCCUCCCUAAACUCCCAGCAAAUGUGACGGAACCAAAGGUCAAAUGGCAACACCGGCCCUGCCAAAUCAGGCCAUGCAAAACUGGUGAAAUACCAGUAGUGAAGCCAAUGCCUCCCUUCAACAGAGGUUCAGAGGGUCUGCAAAGUUCAGUGCUCUUCCUGACGCUAUGGUUCACGCUAGCGUGGUAUCUUUAAGUAUGUGAGAAGAAUACCGAUGUUGUGGCUCAUGAUAGCUUGGUAGCUUUUAGCAUGUAAAAAGAAUAUUGGCUGGAAUAAAGGAUUCUCGCA
Molecule: messenger RNA, 1028 nt
Organism: Lineus longissimus
Lineage: Eukaryota; Metazoa; Nemertea; Pilidiophora; Heteronemertea; Lineidae
Exons: 8
Coding region: 102-935 (277 amino acids)
Source: RefSeq, a predicted model, not a curated record